CUGAGAUUGAGCGAUGGUUAGAACAGAAGAAGCCAGUACCAAUGCGAUGGCAAGUUGGCCGUGUAAUGACCGCAUCAUGUCGAAAUACAGUAAAAAGCAAGAUAAAGACGGAAUGCCCAGAAAAAAAGCCCUCCCGCAAAAGCCAACCAAUUAUCCAGGUAUGGCAGUCACGGUCCUCGAAAUGGAAAGCUAACAGUGGGAGUUUGAAAAUCGAUGUGUUGCUUGAGGCUCUUCUUUUCUUCUUGCUAAAUGUUACCCGACAAGUACAUUGGCCUCAUCCUGGCCUUGUGUUCAACUUUCUUGAUUGGUCUGUCGUUUACUUUGACCAAGCAGGGUCUGACCAACGCAAAGAAGAUUCAUGGGCAUUCAGCUUCAGAUGGCAAAUAUCAUUACUUGAAGAACUGGUUAUGGUGGGCUGGCAUGACUACAAUGGCUCUUGGUGAAAUCCUCAAUUUUAGCGCGUACAGUUUUGCCCCCGCUAUUCUUGUCACUCCUCUUGGUGCCUUGAGUGUUAUCAUAGGUGCCAUCUUCGCUUCCAUCUUCUUGAAAGAGAAGUUGAACGGAACUGGCAAAGUUGGUUGCUUGCUCUCACUGGUUGGUGCUGUUAUUAUUGUACUACAUGCCCCGGAGGACAAGGAGGUCACUUCUAUUGAUGAACUUCUUUAUUAUGCCCUACAACCUGCAUUCGUUAUUUACUGUAUCAUUGUUGUGUCGGUCAGUUUGUGGUUGAUAUACAAAGUCGUGCCCCGUUACGGUACCACCGUCCCACUCGUGUACAUUUCCAUCUGCUCUUUGGUUGGCUCCGUGUCUAUCAUGGCCAUCAAGGCCUUUGGUAUCGCUCUCAAGUUGACGUUUGCCGGAAACAACCAAUUUACGCACCCUUCUACUUAUGCAUUUGGCAUUGUCGUCGCGGUGUGCAUUAUAACUCAGAUGAACUACCUUAACAGGGCUCUGGACCAGUUUUCAACCAACGUUGUAAACCCUAUCUACUUUGUGUUUUUCACUACUGCUACCAUCACUGCAUCUGCCAUUCUUUUCCAAGGCUUCCAGACCGAUAAUCCAGUUAACACCAUAUCGCUUAUUUGUGGUUUUAUCAUCAUUUUCUCUGGCGUUUACUUGCUAAACUCCAUUGCCCAAGGAGGCGCUGGCGCUUCAUCUUCUGGUCGCGAGGCCGAGAAUGCUCGAUUGUUGAUGAGUGAAUCCACUUUACUCGAAAAUGAAGAAAGCUUAGGCUUAACGGAGCUGAAUGACAGCGACGAUGACAUAGAGUACGGUAGACGGUAGGAUAGCCCCUGAAAGUCCCUCUUUUUUUCUUCUUCUUCUUUGCGUUUCCCAUCCUUUCCAUUGUAUUUCAUACAAGCUCUUUCAUCGCUUUGGUAUCCUACCACGUUUUUUUUUUUCUCUCGUUCCCCUGGCAACUUAUUUCUAUAUACACACAAGCACGCUUUUUCUAUCUCUGCAUCGACAUCAUUAUAAAAAUCAUGCUUUUGGUCGUUUGGAGUCGUUAAUUUAUACGUGGAUUUAUCAAGUGCUUUGAGAAACGGAGCUGUAGUAUGUUGAA
Umbelopsis ramanniana AG is the source of this 1561-nucleotide messenger RNA. RefSeq lists its product as uncharacterized. Gene Ontology annotation, cellular component: membrane. The record is from RefSeq and is a predicted model, not a curated record. Bases 250 to 1284 code for a protein of 344 amino acids. Gene Ontology annotation, biological process: magnesium ion transport. The transcript is spliced from 5 exons. Gene Ontology annotation, molecular function: magnesium ion transmembrane transporter activity. Lineage: Eukaryota; Fungi; Mucoromycota; Umbelopsidomycetes; Umbelopsidales; Umbelopsidaceae.